CGCGAGCCGGAUGUGCAAUUUGAAAUCCAGCUCCGGGGACCGCGUUGGAUGCCUGGUUGUUACAGAAGAUGAGCGGAGACAACGUCAAGUUGUUUGUGGGCAACCUUCCUCUAGAUGCAACCCAAGAUGAGAUCAACAAGCUCUUUGCUCCCUAUGGGGAGAUCAACACCUGCUCCUUGCUCAGACAGUAUGCCUUCGUUACCCUGAAGGGAGACGGAGCCGCCGACAGGGCCAUACGCCAUCUGGACGGCAAGGAGUACCGAGGCAGACCACUUGUGGUGGAGGAGUCACGUGCCCGUCCCCCCAACUCCACCAAAGUUUUUGUGGGGAACCUGAGCGCAACAUGCUCUGCAGAUGACCUGCACAGCCUCUUCUCAACAUUCGGGAGAGUUUUAGAUUGUGAUAAAGUCAAAGCUCGGUUAUGUUCAAAUGUGGGCUAUGCAUUUGUGCAUAUGGAAAGGAAAGAGGAGGCUAUGGCAGCCAUUGACUCGCUCAACGGAACAAUUUUCAAGGGCCGUCAGCUGGCUGUAGAGCUCUCCAAAGCUCAACCUUUGGUCAACCAGCUCAUGUCUUCUGGGAAUUCAGUCGGUGGUAGAGAGGGUCUGCUUCCUCGACCAGCUGGCUCCAUGGAGCAUCACCAGAGUCACGCUGCUGUGCUUGCGGCAGCCGCAGCAGCUGCUGCCGGACUGCCAAUACAAGUUCAACAAAGCGUCCACAACUCCUUCUACAACACCACAUCAUUUGAUCCCACCUAUGCUGCCCUGAAAGGCAUUACAAGUUCAAAAGGCGCCGAUGGGGUCAUAUACGGCGCUCUUGCAAGCCAGGUGUACGGAUCUGUCGCUGACCAGGUGUACCAGGAUAUUGCCAAUCACACCAUUGCGCCCUCCGCCACUGAGGAGUACGAGGCUCAGAACACGCCGGAUCCAACAACACUUUUUGAGGCCGCAAGAGCCAAGUUCUUCCAGGAAGGACAGAAGGUUCUGGCUGAGCAGCAGGCGGGGAGAAAAACAACAGGAGCAACAAAUACAACUACCACGACGACAUCAUCCACGGCAACUUCAGAAACGGAGCGGGACCGCAGCCCGAUCAGAGGGAACCGGACACCCUUGCUUCCGGACCCAUCUCCAGGUUCCUUCACUCAGAAUCGCACCAAACGCCGUGCUCUGCUGCCAACGCCACCUGGGGUACCUGAAGACUCCACCACUGCAACUGCUGAAGCAGCUGAUCCUGUUGCCAGGUCCUACACAGAAUAUUACCAGCAGAUGCAUCAGUACCAACAGUACCAGCAGCAGUACCAGCAGCAGUACCAUUACCUCCAGUAUGCCUACACCAACCCUCCUCCACCCCCUCCUCCACCGGCCACCACAGAUUCCGCCAGCUCGGUCCCGCCGCCCCCUGGGACAUACACGGCGCCUCCAGCUUACUCUGCCACCCAAGACUACGGACCCCCGGGUACCUACGACCCCCCUGAAAGUUACGUGUCGUCGCAGAGCUACUCCGGCAACUACGACACCUCGGCCGCCUAUGACGCAUCGGGAGGCUACGGGGCUGCGGGAGCGUAUGAUACAUCCGGAGCUUACGCAGCAGCGGGAAGCUACUCCGCAUCCACACCGUAUGAGCAGACACCCGCACACGGGCAACCCACGCCCCAGCGCAAUGAUUACCCUUACAACACGCCAGAGCCCCCUUACCGAUAGUCCCACCUCCUACACACACACACACUCCCUCCACACUGCAGAUGUGUGUGUACAUGAGUACUUGGUUAAGGGGUAGUAGAAAGGGAGAACUAAUGCAGGCAAGAAGGUUGUAAUUUCAGUGAAGCAUUUUGGCUAACCGCGUCUCCAAUUGGCGAGAAUUCAUUUCACAGGACAAUGAGUACUAUCACAAAUAAAAUAAUAAAAUACAAUCAGGAAGUUGUUGAACAGUUGCUUUGGUGAGGACGAAAGUCAGUUUUUUGUUUUUUUUGCCUUACAUUGAAUCAGUUUUGUUUGGCAGUUAUGUAAUCUCGCGGUUAGAAACGUCAGGCACAGAUUCAGUCUGUGUUUGAUCCCAUAUUGACAGGAAACCAGCCAUUUUGUAAGUAAGUUGGUUAAACAUGCAUCAUUAUGAAAUGACAUACUCAACCCAGGGUUGUUUUUUUUCAUCCCACUCUAAGGUGUACCCAUAUGGCCCCUCUGUGGAGAACGUAUAAUUGGCAUCAUUUCAGCAGCAUUUACUGAUGAUAAUCCAACCAUUUUAAUCGCCCUAUGCUGCCCUUGGUUUGACAAAAUUCAAGGAGGAGGACGUUAUUAUAGUCAAAGCUGUUGUCGUGAGGAGUUACUCUAGAAUUGUGACGUUAACCAAAGUUGGUGUGGCUGAGUCAGGUUGGAAAUGGUGGCUAUCUGCCUUGUUAUCGCUCUAGCUCAGUCUACUCAUGCAAAGUUUUCUUUCCAUUUUCACUGUUGCAUAAUCCCAGCAUCAGGUGUCAAAAGUUCUUUUUUUCUUCUCAAGUCAAUAUUUAACCACAUUUUGGAUAUUUUCUCAGGCUGUACACACAUUGUUUUUUGUUUUGUUUUUUUUGUUUUUUGUUUAGACAAUUCUUAAAAUCAGUAAACUCGGUUUGGUCUGUUGUGUUCCAACAAUCUAAUGUCUCAGCUACUUUUCCUACCUGAUAUUGUUUUUGUUUGAGACUCGCAUAUAUACUUGGUCUUCUGUUUUUUAAUCGAACAAGUUGUCUGCCAACAUUGGAUUCCACGGUAACAUUGACAUUUAAGAAGUAUUGGAGAUUAGAGGGGGAUGUUGAGUUGAAGAGUUUGUAUGGUAGCAGAUGAAUGUUUAUAGGUAGCAAAUGGUGUAGGUUCACAGAUUAAAUUAGAGCAGGGUUUCCCAAACUUUACAAUUGGAAAUAUUGUGUUUGGUUGGGGUGUUUAGUUGUAGAACAGUGGUGAAGAAAGCUUAGGACCCUUUGAAUGUUUUCCCUUCAAAUCUGAGCAGAACCAUGCAAGAAUCUACGGUUUUUGGCCCCUUUUUCCCUCUGGGAAAGCACACUAACUAACACCUGGAUGUAUUUUCAUAGUUGGCAUCAUUACCUUUCACACAUAAGUAAUCACAAUCCACAUAUUAACUUCAGUCAUUGGUCACUACUUGAGCUAUAGCCUCACACGCUACAAUAUUCCAGCUUCUCCAUGUGAACUUGAUAGUUGCAUGCCAUGUUGUUGCUGCUGCUCCAGCCACCUUCUUCCUCUUGCUGAUUAUUGCAGCUAGAGUGGGAGGGAGCCAAACUCUGAGCCCUUGCCCUGGACGUACGCCAUGCGCCGCUGUAGCGCGGGAUGGGGGAAAACAGCAGCGUUAGGCCCCCCCGAAAACUGCUGUGGACGAUGGGGGGUGGCCCCCCCGCUAAGGUAAACACUCAGACCACACACUCCUGCCCCGGCCCUCCCGAAAAAAACACGCGUCACACAGUUUGCAGACAUUCUGACGCACACAUGUCAAUGUCCAAACCUUUUUUCAGGAAACACCUGACCACUGUUUUCACUUCUUUGGACAUUUUUCCAAUGUUUUUUUACCCCCCUUCCACUUCCGCCAAAAGUCAUGCUCAUACAUUCCUGCCCCUGAAUACCAUAUGUGUGUGAUCUUUGAUGAUGGCAUCGAAGCAGGCGUAUUCGUGCCGUUCCCAGAGCCCAGGGGUAGGUCACAUCGUAAGGACGAUCCCUUGUUUGUUUUUUGUUUUUUAUUUCUUUCCUACACUAUGGCCCCUUUAGGGUUAAGUGCCUUGCUUUGAAGAUAACACCGCUAGGCCCUCCAUUUCAGAGGCCAACACAAAGCUGGCACAGGAUCAGUUGCUGGUUCAACGCUCGACUCACCCGCAGUGCCCCUCUUUAUCUCCCACCACAACGAUUUUCAGUGCGACUCUCAACCUGUACGACACAAAUUCUCAUUUUUGUUUCAAAUGACAUUUUGUCCAAUGUUCUUUUGAAAUGUUUAAUUAUCAAUAAAUAAAAAAAGAAAUUA
Molecule: messenger RNA, 3990 nt
Organism: Phycodurus eques (leafy seadragon)
Lineage: Eukaryota; Metazoa; Chordata; Actinopteri; Syngnathiformes; Syngnathidae
Product: RNA-binding protein 4B-like
Exons: 8
Coding region: 69-1697 (542 amino acids)
Cellular component (GO): cytosol
Molecular function (GO): mRNA binding
Source: RefSeq, a predicted model, not a curated record